Paralichthys olivaceus (Japanese flounder) is the source of this 1874-nucleotide messenger RNA. NCBI's taxonomy places the organism in Eukaryota, Metazoa, Chordata, Actinopteri, Pleuronectiformes, Paralichthyidae. The record is from RefSeq and is a predicted model, not a curated record.
GACACCAAGCAGUUCGACCUGUUCCAGGAGUGGACAGACGGUUAUGUUCGUUACAUCUACAGUGCUGAAGAUAAAAAUGCUCAGCGGCAUCUUUCCGGCUGGGCGAUGAGAAACACCAACAACCACAACUGUCAGAUCCUGAAGAAGUCAUGUCUCGGGGUGGUGGUCUGUUCUCGAGGCUGCACGCUACCUGAUGGGUCCAGACUGCAGCUCCGCCCCGCCAUCUGCGACAAGGCCCGGCAGAAGCAGCAAAAGAAACUGUGUCCGAGCUGUAACGCUGCUCUGGAGUUGUUGCCAUGUCGCGGUCACAGCGGUUACCCCGUCACCAACUUCUGGAGAGUGGACGGAAAAGCCAUCUUCUUCCAGGCUAAAGGGGUCCACGAUCACCCCAGACCUGAGUCCAAGUCCGAGACUGAAGCUAGAAGAAGUUCAGUGAAGAGACGAGUCAGUUCACCUCCUUUCACACCCAAGAGACGACUGAUUGAAACACAGGCUCUAGGCCCCGCCCUCCUCUCCUGUGUCGAACCAGCAGACAGAAUCUCCUUCAUAGAACCAAACUUUCCUCAGCAUUACCCAGCAUUCCAGGGCCCAGAGCCCUACUACAACCCCCACAAUGCACUGGGAGAAGCCCCACCCACACUGCAGAAACCAGCCAAUCCCAGGCUUUACAUGGGCCGGCCUGGCUACGAGUUCCAAGGGUACCUGACAUCCCCUUCGUAUCCAGUGACCACUGACCUCUGUGACCCCAGGGUGGCUCCAGUCCUGGGAUCCUCCUCAUCUUCAUCGGCAGCUCCUCUGUCCUCCUCUUCCUCGACCUUUGACCCUCAGACCAAACAUCCUCCAGGCUGGAAGGAGCUGCUGAAGAGCUCCGCUCCCUACGGAGACAACCACCAUUACUACAGUGCUGAGUACCCCUGUCGUUACCCCAGCAACGCCCCAGGGUCCCCCGCAGCGCUGCAGACAAUCAUCACCACGACAACCAAGACAUGUGACGACACAGUUCACACCUGGAGACGUUACGCUCAGAGCUGUCAGGUUUCCUAUCAGCCGUGUCCGAAGCCUCCUGCGACGCUCCCUCCCUACCAGACGUGUCCCAAACCUCCGGCAGGCCUACCGUCCUAUCAGCCGUGUGCUCCGCCCAAACCCGGCCUCCCCGGCUGCUCAUCGCUGAUGGAGGAUGCCGCCUCCUCCUCAUUGUACUCCACUGAGGUGAAGGUGACGGAGGAAUCUGGAGGAGUCAUCAAGUCUCUGUCAUUUCAGCCUGAACCUCUGCAGACCAAAACAGAGCGGGCAGAUGGUUACGACUACCGCUACGCCUACCCCAACACGUACCGCUACGACGAAUACUGACGCAGCUCUACCUCCACCUCUGUUAGCGCGGUGACUUCAGUACAACUGCUUCUGUUACUGCAGACGAUCCAAAUGAACUUUAGACAGAGCAACUGAUGUGGAUCAUCAGGACAAAGAUUUGUGCAAACAUUUGUGUUUUUCCGUUCUCAGAGGAAAAUAAAUUUUUAUCUCGGACACCUCAGCCUCCCUCUUGCGCCCUCUUCAGGAUAACGAGUGUAACUUUUGUACACAACAUUUCAUGAAUUUAAAAACGGCCUCAACACAAAGUGUUUCUGUGUCGUGUUUUUCCUCAGUGAGUUCAGAAGCUCAGUGAAGUGAGGAAGACCAUGAUAUUGGCUGAAAGCCUCAGAAACACCGAUGAAUGCAGUUUGUUCAAAGCUUCAGUCUCAAUUAAAGUGAAAUCGUUAAGUUUUUAUUCUAACAAAUGUCAGGUUGUUACAGACGACUGUUUGUGUUGUUGAGUUAUUUAUUGUCAGAAACAUGAAGCAGACUGAGCUGAUGAUGAUGUGAUGUGUUAUUUUCUC